Messenger RNA from Ceratina calcarata, 1479 nucleotides. RefSeq names its product ubiquitin domain-containing protein UBFD1. The transcript is spliced from 5 exons. Bases 92 to 970 code for a protein of 292 amino acids. The record is from RefSeq and is a predicted model, not a curated record. Lineage: Eukaryota; Metazoa; Arthropoda; Insecta; Hymenoptera; Apidae. Gene Ontology annotation, molecular function: cadherin binding; RNA binding.
AGUCAUUCCAAAGAUCGGUGUAAAUAACGAAUAACAGAAAGUACAACAUACCCCGAGAGAAAUUUGAUUGGUCAACGAAAUACAGUUCAUCAUGGAGUACGUCGAUGCGAAGAGUGAGAGCAACGACAAUUCUUGUAACUCGACUCCUUGCCCUGAACUAGUAUCGAAUACAAAUUGCACUGAAAAUUCGUCGGUGGUGAGAAAUGACUCUACUCCAAAACAUCAGAUCCACGAUGUACAAAAAGAAGAUAAUAACGGUGCAAGCACCACUGCUCAAGAUCAACCGCGAGAGAACAUAGACUUUAAAGUAAUUUAUAACAAACAGAGGAUUAAUGUGAAUUUCCCACUGGACGGCAAGGUGUCAGAAUUAAAAAACCAUCUCGAGAAAAUCAUAUCUGUGCCGCAUGCUAUGCAGAAAGUAAUGAUCAAAGGAUUAGCCAAAGAUGAUCAGACGUUGAGAAGUUUGGGUGUUACAAAAGGUGCCAAAGUGAUGGUAGUAGGAUCGAAACUAGAUGACGUAUUAGCCAUUUCAAUUCCAACGAAACAGGAUUCAUCAGACGAAGCUGCUUCCAGCGCAAAUAAAGAGCCGUUGUCUCAACAAAAAAUGCAUAGGAAAGUACUGGACAAGGGUAUGCCAGAAGACGUGAUGCCUGGACUACUAGGGAGCAAAGAACCUCUACCAGAAUUCCCUCUGGCUGGUAUGUUGAAUAAAUCCGGUGGCAAAGUGAGAUUAACGUUCAAGUUGGAGCAGGAUCAGCUUUGGAUCGGUACGAAAGAACGAACAGACAAAAUACCUAUGAAUUCUAUAAAAGGUGUACAUAGCGAGCCAAUUCACGAUCAUCCUGAAUAUCACAUCAUGGCCAUACAGUUAGGUACAACGGAAGCAUCUAGGUACUGGAUAUAUUGGGUUCCUGCACAGUACAUAUCGGCUAUAAAAGACGCCAUCCUCGGGAAAUGGUGCUACUUCUGAUUGAACGUUGCCACGAUCAAUUCUUCAAAAACGAAGCGUAAUCAGGUGUAAGCAUUGAUACAAACACGACUGUACUAGUCAAACAUUUUUAACAGUAAGUAAUAACUUAUUUUGCGUUCGAUGAUGUAACUGAUACGUUCGGAAACAAAGUAUUAGAGCAAUCGUUUUUUUAGAUAUUAAUUUUGUUCGAAACUAUGAGAAAUAUAAAAAUUUGUACCGAACCUUGCGAAUAAUUUAAUCGGCUUAUUAAUAUUGAAAUAAAUACGUGGAUCUGUUUGAGAGAGAGAAAAAUGUUUAUACGAUUUCGUGAUUUUAUCGUCGAUCAGAAAAACUUGUUUUCUGACACUGAAGUACAGCUGUAAUCUUAAUUUCUUUGAAUUUUAUCGUACAUAAGAACUGUAAAUAUAUAUUAAUAGUUUUUUUUAACUAGGAAAAAAUACGUUUACGUUGAACCGAGAACAUUUGAUUAGAAGAAGAGAUUGUCGUUUAAAUGAACAGACUAAACGAUC